ACUGCGCAUGCGCCGCUGUCGCCGCCAUCUUUUUCGCCGCCGCCGCCGCCUCCCCUUAAUUCCCUCAGUCAGUCAGCCGGGACUCUGGGAGAAGGAGAGGAGGGAAGCCCGGCGGCGGGGGCAGAAGAGGAAGCAGGAGGCUGAGGCGGCCUAACAUCCCGACAUCCCUCUGCUCCUCGGCCUUGCUGCUGUGAGGCGCCGCGAGGGCCCUUGGCCAUCAUGGCCCUCCGCAUCCCUCACGGCUCUUGAUGGGGAGGCGCCUGGCCCCCGAAGGAUACAGUACGUAUCCCUCCUCCCUCUCACUCCGGGGUCCCCUUCCUCCGCUCCUGCUUCCCUCGCUUCCUUCGUUAUCCAGCAGCAGUAGCCGCCACCGCCGCCGCCGGGAGAGAGGAGGGGGCCGGUCUGGGCGGCGGAGAGGGAGGAGGAGGAGGAGGAGGAGAAGAAAGUGAAUGAUGGCCCAGCCUUGAGUGGCGUAUUCAGGGAGGGAGGCUGCUGCUGUCUGGAGGGCCCUGGGAACACGCGCGUGAGUGUUGGGCUGUGUGUCUCCCUUUCCCCCAGGGCCCCUGCCUGGUCUUCCUUCCUUCCUUCCUUCCUCUCUCUCUGUCUCUUUCCCUCCAUUCUGGGGGACUGGCUGCACUCCUUUCCUCUGGGUGCCUCCUGCUUAGUCUUCCUUCCUUCUUUCUUUCCUCCCUCCCCGCCCUCUCUCUUUUUCUCUCUCCGUUCUGUGCCCCUUUCCUUUGGGUACCCUUCCUUCCUUCCUUCCUUCCUUCCUUCCUCCAUUCUACAGGACUGGCUGUGUCCCUUUCCUCCAGUGCCCCUGCCUAGUCUUCCUUCCUUCUUCCUUUCUUUCCUUCCUCCCUCUCUCUGACUCCCUCCAUCCUGGGGGACUGGCUGAGCUCCUUCCCUCUGGGUGCCCCUGCCUAGCCUUCCUCCCUCUCCCUCCAUCCUUAAAACAGCCCUCCUCCAAUGCACCACCACCACCAGCCUGACUCAGCUGCAGACACUGGCGGCAGGAAGAUGGCGCACCCGGCGAUGCUUCCUCGCAGGGGCAGCAGCAGCAGCAGCAGCAGCGCCGCCAACACUACCAACACCGUCGCAGCCAGCCUGGAGGAUUACCCGCCCUCCCUGCUCGCCCAACCGCCUCCUCUUACAGCAGCAGCAGUAGCAGCAGCAGCAGCAGCAUCUUCUCCUGCUUUGCCAGGGCCCCAGGCGCCCCCUCUUCUUCCUCCUCCUCCGCAGAGCUUGGCCCUCCUCUCCCAGCCUCCUCCACAGCUCCAGCCUCAGCCUCCUCCAGGCCUGGCCCAGGCAGGGUCCCAGAUGAAGAAGAAGAGCGGCUUCCAAAUCACCAGCGUGACCCCGGCCCAGAUCUCAGCCAGCCUCAGCUCCAACAACAGCAUCGCCGAGGACACAGAGAGCUAUGACGACCUGGAUGAGUCCCACACGGAGGACCUAUCCUCCUCAGAGAUCCUAGACGUCUCCUUGUCCAGGGCCACCGACUUGGGGGAGCCGGAGCGCAGCUCCUCUGAAGAGACGCUCAACAACUUCCAAGAGGCCGAGAGCCCCGGGGCCGUCUCCCCCAACCAGCCUCACCUCCCACAGCAGCAGCAGCAACAGCAGCACCCACAGCAGAGCAUGGUGAUCAACGGGAGCGUCCACCCGCCUCAUGGACAUCAUUACCACCAUCACCACCACCAUCACCACCACCACGGGCAUCACCAUGCAGCCCAUUCUGCGGUGGGCGGCCCAGCAGCUCCCGGAGGGCCUCCGUCCAGUCCCUCGUUUAGAAAGCUCUCGACCACUGGAAGCAUGGAUGGUGCUGCAGCGGCAGCCGUGCCUGUUUGUGCUGCAUCGUCCACUGGUACACCUGGAGCUGCCGUUGUGUCUCAUUUCCGUGGCCCUGGUCCAGCCGGGGCCACUUCUGCCAGUGGAGCUACUACCGGCACAUUCAGCAGCAGUGUUGGCCCUACCAUGGCAAGCAGCAUGCCUAGUCAUGUGAAUAGGGGUCUAAGUAAUAUCCUGAGUACAGGUGGUGGAGCUGCUUUGUCAGGAGCAAGUGGCAGUGUUAAUGUUGCUGUCUUAAGCGGGGUUAGCAAUGGCACAAGCACAACGUCUGGUGCUCUUGGUAACUCUAGCAAUCCAGUUGCCGGAGCAGCAAUGGGAGCAACGUCUAGUCACCUGCAGCCUGCAGCCAGCACUUCCAGGUUUAGAGUUGUGAAACUGGAUUCUAGUUCAGAGCCUUUUAAGAAAGGCAGAUGGACAUGCACAGAGUUCUAUGACAAAGAGAACCCUGCGUCACUCGCAGAAGGAGUAGCAUCAGUAAACAAAGCAGUAGACACUCUGAAGCAAAACCCUCUCGAAGUGACUUCUGAAAGGGAGAGUACCAGUGGGAGUUCAGUUAGCAGCAACGUAAGCACACUGAGUCACUAUACGGAAAGCGUGGGAAGUGGGGAGAUGGGAGCACCUACUGUGGUGGUGCAACAGCAAGCCUUUCAAGGGGCUGUCUCUCAGCAACUGGAUUUUAGCAACUCUGGCCCUCAAGCUGUGUCAGCACCUAGUAUACCCCAGAGCAUUUCUCAAUCCCAGCUUGCACAGGUACAGCUUCAUCCUCAGGAUGUGAAUUACCCUCAGCAACAGCCAGGGGUCCAGCCCCCUGUGUCAGCUGUUCCUCCUCCUGUGAAUAUAGUAGGUGGCCAUCAGCAACCAAGUAUAGCUCCGCAACAACAGCUACCAUACACCCAGUCAUCGCAACCUGUGCAGGCUGUUCCAGUUGUGCCACAACAGCAGCAAUUAUCGUAUGGACAAGGACAGGCACAGCACCCAACACCACCUCAACAGAUGCCUGUGCAGAUGGCCUCAGGGCACGUUCAACCAGUGAAUCAAAACUCCGUUACAGGGCCUGUGCCAGAUUACAUGCAGCAGCAGCAGCAACAGCAGCAGCAGCAGCAGUCAAUGGGUCAAACUCCAGCUUCUAUGCAGACUGGGCCGACAAUGGUGGGAACAGGUGCACCUAUAGCUCAGGCACCAAGUGUUCAGCCUUCAGUACAAGCACACUUGGGAGUGACAUCCUCUCAGCCUGUUGCCCAUGCCCAGACCACAAUGCCAACCAUAGGAAGUAGUGCUCAGAUGAUGAAUGUUGGGCAACAAGCAAAUAUACCUACUGUGGUGCAGCAGCCGCCUGUUACAAACCAAAUUAACCCCCCAGUGAUGGCACAAAAUGCUGCUCCUCCGCCUUCUCAAGCAGUACCCCCUGUUCCAGCGGGGAUUAUUCAUUCGGGACAGCAGGGCAGCACAUCAGGCCUUGCUCAGCCAUUGGUUAUUGCUCCACAGAGUACAUUAUUACCAGUGCAAGCAGGAGAGUCUCUUGUUCAAGGACUUGCUGGCCAGCAGUUGCCUCCUGUUAGCCCUGUACCUUCUGUUAGUGCUGUUCCUGCUCCAUGUCAUUCUGCUGCAAAUGUCCCCCCUGCUGCUAUGAGUUUGGCUCCUUCAAAGAACAUAGCACAAUCUUCAGGUGGGCAGAAUGGGAACUUGGUUCAAAAUGUAUCUCAGCCUUCAUUGGUACCCACUAGCAUCAAUUUGCCUGUAGCCCAAAAUGUGUCUCCACAAAUACCACUGAACUCUGCCCAGUUUUCUGCCCAGUCUCUUGCUCAGGCAGUUCUCUCCCGAGCUGAAGAUGCCAGACGCUCCACAGAUCCCACCUUGGGUGGUUUAUCCCAACCGACCAGCGGUGAAAGCGGAGGUGGUGCAUCAUCAUCAUUGUCAUCCAUUUCAGAUGUGGGCAGCAGCAUGGCAUCUUCUCUUUUCCCCCUGAAGGUACUUCCAUUGACAGCCCAGCUGGUUGAUGGUGAGGAUGAGAGAAAUCCAAGUGAUGAGCUGGUGGCUUUGGACAUUUGGUGUUGUUGUUUAUAUAGUCCAGGAAAGGGAACCAGGUCUCUUCGAAAGAUUUACAAAUCUUGUUUCUUCUAAUUUGCUAAACUCUCUUAACUUCUGACUGGAGAAUGAUUGGAGAAAUGACUUCUGCAGAGGCAACAGACAACACUUUACCCUGCCUUUAGAGACUGCCAUGAAGGAUGCAUUCCAUAACUUGAAUGCAAAGCGGAGCACAACCCUCCAUCCUUACAGAUACAGAAUGACUGAGUCUAACAUUGCACAGUAGUAUGCCCCUGAAGAGGCACUACCAAAGUUAAUUAUGUCUAGUGCAAAAGCUGGGAGGUCUGACUGAGCCACACAGGUAGGUAACGAUGCUUAAUAUGUGGAAGGAAAAUAAUACAAGUCAACACAUAACUGAUUUGCAGUACUGCAAAACAAUCAUUCUAGAGGUAAUUUCUUAAGGAAAGAAUAUAAUUCUAUAGUUAGGUAGGUAGUGUUCAGUUAGUUCAUGUUGUUUUUCUGGUUGUCCCCCAUGCACUCCCCCCCCCCCCGUGCCCUAGGCUUUGCUGGUUUAACAAGCCUUUAGGAAAAAGAAUCUGUAAUCUAGAACGCCAUUAUGAUUUCUGUAAAUUGGGUGUAAACUGUAUAUUUAGGAGUAUGUAUUUCGCAGCAGUUCUGGUAGCAAUGGUUAAUUUUCUUACAGGCAUGUAAAAUCAGCAGUUACAGAAUGCACUUCUACACAUAUGCAUGCAUGUUCUAAAAGUGAGGCAGAUGAAACCCAGCCAUCAGUUCUGUAAACAUUUCAUCAAACAAUAGGAAACAUUCAGAAAAUGUGAUGUAUCUGGAUCGCUAAUUCACCUUGAGACUAAACAACAGACCAGACCUUCCAUGCAUAAGGCAAAAACAGUAGUGUCCAUUCUAGGGUAAUACAUGAGCUACCAAGUUGGGUAAAACCAGUAAUAUAGAACUGUACAGUAGUUACAUUCUGAAAGAAGAGUGUGUGAUAGCUGGAAGGUUUCUGGGCUGCAGGGAUAAUCACUGUUUUAAAGAACAGUUCAUCUACUAAUCUUACUCUACUAUGUUCAGUGGUACUAUUACAUGCAUCAGUGGGAAAGAUGCAUAGUUUAAUUGUUUCAAAUAGUGUGUCUAGCUGUGCUAUAGCGUGUUCAGUUUAUGGUACUGCUAAAGACAUUGUAAUAAGAUUCUGAUGACUUAAAUUAAGCCUGUUAAGAAAUUAAGAUGUUGUUGCAGAGCUGGACAUAUUUGAAACAAAUUAUUUAAUGAAGUAUGACUGUGCCACUUUUCAUAUAGCCUCUCUUCAGGAAAAAAAACAACAGUUAUCCUUCUAUUGGCUAAAAGUAAUGGGGGGUCUUCAUUAACUUUUAAAAUACAUUUUGUAAUUGUUUGUAAAGAAAUAUUUACUGUAUUUGAGUUCUCUGUAGAAUAUAAACAUCAGACGAAGUCAUGAAGAACCAGGGAUAAAAGGAGUCAAUAGUGAAUCAGCUAAAUCCAAUGUGAAGAAUGCACAUAGAAUUUCUGGAAGGUACCAUCCAGCACUGCUGACAGGAUUUCCCUUAGAGUGCUGCCCUUCUUGGAACUAGGGGGGAAACAGCAUCACCAAAAAUAAGAAAGGCAAACAGCUGGGUUCUGGAGAACUUGGAUCACUGGAUCGAAGAAAAGCAAGGAUGACAAGCAUAACUGAUGGAUCAAAGAAUUCUGCUUGUUUUGAAAGCCUUUUUAAAAGGAUGCAAAGUGAAUGACACCAUGUGUUUUUUUUUAUUCACCAGGAUAAUUUUAGUAUCAGCAAAAGCCUAUUAGUAGUCUACACUCUUUUUCCUGGCAUCCUUCAGAUCUGUUGGACUACAGCUUCCAUCACCCCCACACAUUGCCACUUGACGUGCAGUGAUGGGAAUCGUAAUACCACAGAUGUAGGGGAUAACAGCUUGGAAAACAUUGUGUUAUUAUGUUAAACAUAUAAGUGCUUGGGGGCACAGAAUCAAUCGCUUCUUGAAAAGGCUUCAGUAAAGUCUCGUUCUUGUAAAGUGACUAGGUUAUUUGCACCAAAGUAAUUGUUUUAUUGCUAGUAAACUUUAUAACAACUUAAGUCAGAUUUUUUUUUGAAGAAAGGCCCAUGCACCUAUAAAACAUCUUAUCCAUUUAACAAAUGAUAUGGAAUGCAAAAAUUUGCCUUCUUUUAAGUAGGUUUAGUAUCUUUAAAUUUUAUUUGACUGUUAAAGGAAGCUUGGUAAUUAUUCAGCAUAUAAUAAAACUGAGGUCUGAAUAUUUUAGAAUAGAGAUAUUGAGCAGUGAACCUAAUUGUAUGUGCAUGCAUCAUAACUGUUUCUUCUGUUGGAUGUAAUAUUUUUUAAAAAGAAGGAGAAACAGGUUAUUUUAAGGUGUUAAUUCUGUGCAAGAGGCAGGAAUAGUUUAGUGGUGUAGACCAGAUCCUUUUUUUAAUAGCUUAGAGAUUUCCAUAUAUUAUUAUUAUUAUUAUUAUUAUUAUUAUUAUUAUUAUUAUUAUUAUUAUUAGAGAGUUGAUCUCAUUAUUGCUUUGCUUUUAUUUUUAUGUUAACUUCCCAUUAUUUAUUUAUUAAAGUUUAACAUUUGAAGAAAUGAAAUUAACAUUAAAGAAUAAAUUUUUACUACCUAUAUUAUUUGUUUAAUGAUUGAAUGAUUAAUUAAUUAUUCAUUAAAAUAAUUAAGUAACUUAAAGAACAAAGAAGCAGAAGAAAAGAGCAAGAAAGAAAUAAUGAAAAGAGGAGAGAAAAAACACCAAGGAAUAAAAGGAUUUGGGAAGAGAAAGAAGGUUUUAUUUUAGUAUAACUAAAAUCUCCAACAAUUUCUUGAACCCUGUCUAACUUUUUACCUCUCCUUCCUUUUUAAACAAACCGUGAAAACAAUCUGCCCUGAAAUGACUGCAUCUCUAAUGGGGCAUUUGUCUUGGAUUGUUUAUAUGGGGUAAGGAACUACUGGUACAUCAUUUUAAAGAAUUUUCUUUAAGACGUAAACUGGUAAGAAUAAACGGGAUAUUAAACAGCCAAACCUGGCCUAAUUGAUGAACGAGACCAAAUUGUAAAUGAUCUUUUCCUGCAUUUGCUGCCAUAUGUGGGAUGUAAGUUAGCAUAUUUGGUCUCACAAGGUAUGAAAUAAACUUUAAUGAUGAAUGUAUCUGAAUUUGACUUCAUUAAAAAGUUUUCAAAA
This is a messenger RNA of Sceloporus undulatus (fence lizard), 7068 nucleotides long. Its product is annotated as TSC22 domain family protein 1-like. The coding region runs from base 967 to 3963 and encodes 998 amino acids. Lineage: Eukaryota; Metazoa; Chordata; Lepidosauria; Squamata; Phrynosomatidae. The transcript has 4 exons. The record is from RefSeq and is a predicted model, not a curated record.